UAUCGUUUAGUUCGACAAAAGUCACUCAAUUCAUGUUUGUACCUUUCAGAAAUUGGAGAUUUUUUUUAGCUUUUGGAACAAAACAUAUAAAAAAGUAUUCAUUCAAAUUGCCAACGCAAUUUGAAACUUGCACGUCCUUUGCAACAAGGAAUUUAAACACAUAAAAUAAGGACGGCCUUGUUUCGAAGGUAAAAACAUGAAGAAGCGAAGGCCUUGUACAGGUCAGUCUCAUUCAUCAAAGAAUUCACCAAGAAAAAAAAGUAAAAGUCAACCUAAUUUAAAACGAGAUCGUCAGCAACGAGGAAACACAAGGCAGAAGAGCCUCGACCAUGUCGAUAAUAUCAGUAUAAAAAAAGAAGUCUUCGGCUCUUUGGAAUCUCUGUUUGACUUGAGGAAACCAUUGACCCUACCAGAGAUCCACUCACCUCUAUUAAAUUACUUGCAAGGAGAAGGAAGAACCGGAAGUUCAGCUUCUGAAUCUCAAAGUUCAAGAAGUCCACGACAUCACGUCCCUCCAUUACGUUUUCAAACUUUUUUUCAUUCUACUGAGCUUGAACCUCAUAUUUUUUCACAAUCAUAUGAGUCGGAUGAAUUUGGAUUUCAAGAUGAUGUCAAGAAACCCGAUCUUGAGGAAAUAGUCGAGGACGAAGAGAUAUUUCUACUAGAAUCGCAGAGAUCUGUCAAAAGUCUUUCCGUGGCAAUAUCGAAUUUGACAAGAAAAAUGGCUGACGAUGAAAAUGUCGAAAAUGUUCAAGAUGAAGUUCCAGAAUCGGAAGAUCUUCCAGAAGGGGAAGCAAUUCCAGAAGGGGCAGAAAAUCCAGAAGUGGAAGAAAUUUCAGAAGUAGAAGAAAUUCCAGAAGUGGAAGAAAUUCCAGAAGUGGAAGAAAUUCCAGAAGGGGAAGAAAUUCCAGAAGUGGAAGAAAUUCCAGAAGUGGAAGAAAUUCCAGAAGUGCAAGAAAUUCCAGAAGAUAUCGCAGAUGUUACAGAAGCAGAUGGGCAAGAAGAGGGAGAAGGAGAUGAAAAUUCACUUUUAGAAGACGGACCACUACCUCCGCAAUAUCCUUUACCACCAAAUAUUGCAGAAGGGAUUCCUGUUAAGCCUGGCCAUCGCCGAGAUUCAAUCAUGAGUACUCUUCCCAUAACGGAUACGGCAGUCAUAAAAGAGAUGAAUGAUGCUUAUGGGCGUUGCAGCGAGAUCGGAGAAGAAAUAGAGCAAUUGAAGAAAGAAAUGUCCGAACUAUCAAACAAAGAUAACUUUCGAAAAGAAGAUACAAUUUUACUUUCGGAAAAACAAGAUAGUGUUAACAUGAAACUGGCUGAACUUGAUGAAAUAACGAGAAAAAUCACACGAAUGAUUGGUCUUAGUGAUCCAUCUAAUCGUUGUUUUGCAGAAAUGUUUGAAAUGUUACCUUAUCCCCAUCAAAAAAAGGUUGGAAAUGCAAAAACUUCAGAUGAGGAAGAAGAAAAUGAAAAAUCAAGUGAGGCAGAUGAAACGGAAAGCAAUGAAAAACAUAAAGCAGAUGUUGAAGAAGAUGAUGAAUUUGAUAUGCCACAGAUAGAAUACCCGGAAGACAAAUUACCGAGAGUGAUAAUUUGUGGGAAUACUGAGGAAAAUAUUCCAAAGAUUGUGGUGGCCGAUAGUCAACGUAAAAGAAGAGGAACGCAUCUCGAAAAUCUGACAGGAAAGUUGAGCGAGUCUUUAAUCAUGCAAGAAAAAUUGGUCAAGGAAAAUGCUAAGCUCGAAGGCGGAAAGUACAAAUUAGAGGAGGCCUUAUUGGAAAAGGACAGCGCUGUAGACUGUCUGCAGAGAAAAGUAUGCGGUCUGCAGGCUGAAAUGCGAAUAGUUGUCAAGGAAAAUACGGAAUUAAGUCGACAGGUAGCCUGUUUAAAUAAAAAAAUUGCAACACCAUCCUGCUGUUAUUCUUAUCCAGGAGGAUCGCCCUCUUCGCCAGUCUCAACACCAGCCUUGCCUACUUACUCGUACAGUAGUUCAGCUCAUCCGGAUGACACUUCCUGUUCUUGCAAGUGUUGCCUUCAGGAAAAUAUUGGAGACACUUUACCUCGUCCUGUUGGGAAUCUAGAGAGCAAUAAGUGUCGGACUGUCCCUGGUACCCCAAGACUUGCUGGAGGUGGUUCUCGAGGCCACUAUUUUUCACUCGAGAAUAACAUUUUAAGGGGAGACAUGUCCUGUGGAAGCCCCAUGGGCACAAAAGAUCCUAGCUCGCCAAGACCUGCUUCCAGGGGAGCCUGUCCUGCAGAAUUAGAGCACAAUAUUAAUUUGUAUGGACAGAAUACAAAGCACAUAGAAGAACAGCUCGGCUGUAUAGAAAACGAAGUUCGCACAAUGCAAAUGGAAUUGGAGAACGUGCAGCGAGAAAGAAAUCAACUAGAUCAGCAACGAAAGUUGCUCAAAUGCACUGGACCUUGCGCGCCCUGCUCUUGCAGUCCAGCAUCGGGAGCAGAACUACCUUCGAGAGCGUUUGGGUCACAAAAUAUUUGCGUUCCAUGUCCUCCGGGUCCUCAAUUGGGUGUGAAUGUACCGAUGCCAAUGAAGACGAGUCUACAACAACAAGCGAGUCAAGGUUCUUGUCUCAAUGGUUCCAAUAAUGGCAGUCAGUGUCCUCAACAACAACUGCGGGAUCUCAAAGAACAAUACGCUCGACUUCAAGAUGAUUACAAGAACAAACUUUGUGAAGUCUCUUGCCUCCGUUCGGAUGCAGAGAAGAUGAAGCAGGAAACUCGAGAAGCAAAGGAAGAAAGAGCCAAGAUGGAAAACAGACUGAUCGACUUACAAGAACGAUUGAAGAUUCUAGAAGCUGAGAGAAAUAAGAUGAAUGGUAGCAAGGAACAGUUGAUUGAACAGGAACAAGCACUCUUAGUAGCCAAACAAAGGUUCAGAGAUGCACAAGAUGAAAUGGAGGAAUUGCGAUCCAUUACUCAGGAUCAAUCAGCACAACUUGAAGAUUAUCGUAACAAAUAUUUGAUUGCUCAGCAAAAAGUUGAAGAACAACGACAUCAACUUGAUCUCAUGGAAUUGGAUAAUGCUAGGAUGAAUGAAAAUGUAACUCUGGAAAUAGGACGCGUUAAGAAUCAGUUUCAAGAGAAACUUGCCGAACUGGCUCCCCUGCCUGAUAUUUUGAAGCAAACUCAGCUGAAGCUGCAAGAGUCUCAGCAAAUGCGCCAGAUUGCUGAAAGGAAUUGUGAAGACUUAUCGAGAGAGCUUCUAGAUUGCAAGGACAAAAUUCAAGGGAUUCAAAGGGAGAUGGAAAUUCUUCGCAGUGAAAACCAGGAACUCCAAGAUAAUUGCGGCCAUGGAUCGGGAAAAUGUGACGAGCUAGAGAGAAAGAAUAGCGAAUUACGAACAGAAAAUGAUCGUCUUCAAAAUUCCUUAAUCAGAGUUCAAGAGCAAGAAGCCCAAGUUCAGAAGCGAAUUGAUGAAAAAUUACAUGAAGUCGCUCAACUGACAUCUCUACUUGAACAGGUUCGAGAGGAUUCGGCAAGACAAGUGGCAAGAACUAAAGAAAGAUGUGAAUUAGUUAGAAAAACGAUGCAAGGACAAAUAUCAGAGAUGGAAAAACAACUUGCUCAGUGUCGGGCAAUUGCGAGAGCUGCUCAAAAAGAUAGAGACGAAAUUAGGCAGAAGAUGCAGGGCCAAAUAAACAAUCUGAACGAGUCUUUCGAACACGCUCAAGGACGUAUUAGAUCCCUACAAGGUCACGUAAACUACCUCAAAACUUCAUACAGCAACAUCUUCAGCGGCCAGGGCCAAGGAGAGAGUCCGGGUCCUCUAAUGGCCGGAGAAGUUCCACUUCAAGGUCAAGGAUACGAUUCCUGCGACUGUAAUUAUUAAAUACGAAAAAGAGUAGAAUUCUGGUAGACGGCGAGUUUCUCCAGGCCUAAACGAAAUUCCCAAGAGCCGAAGAAGCAAAUUUUCACAAAUUUUCACGAAAAUUCAUCGAACUCACGAUAUAAUAAAAAAAAAUCUCCAAUUUUAAGUGUUAUGUCCAAUAUUAGUCUGAAUUUUAAAACUAGAAACAAAAAGUAAAUAAUUUGUAUAAAGUCUAAAGCGUGAACGAUUGUAAAUUUCUGUCUUAUGGGCCAACUAUUUUGAUGAUCUUUUUAAAAAUAA
Molecule: messenger RNA, 4129 nt
Organism: Belonocnema kinseyi
Lineage: Eukaryota; Metazoa; Arthropoda; Insecta; Hymenoptera; Cynipidae
Exons: 21
Coding region: 197-3850 (1217 amino acids)
Biological process (GO): regulation of cilium assembly
Cellular component (GO): centrosome
Source: RefSeq, a predicted model, not a curated record